AUGAAAGCUCCCAAGUGUUUAAAAUUGAUAGAGGUAUGUUGCCUUCUGGCAUUAACUGUAACGACAUCAGCACACCCGACGUCACUCGGUGUCAUGAAUAUUGCAACAAUCGAAAAAAUUCCGGACCCGAGUUACGAAUUCAACUACGCAGUCAACGAUCCCUCCACCGGUGACAACAAGGUGCAAUGGGAGAGACGUCAUGGCGAUGUAGUAAAAGGAGCUUACUCACUUGUAGAGCCCGACGGCAACGUACGAAUGGUCGAGUACACUGCCGACCCCGUCACUGGAUUUAACGCUGUCGUCAAACGAACUCAACCCAGUGUACACCCAGCAUCGGCUGUGUAUCAACAAAUUACUCCGGUGGAACAAGAGCAUAUUGAAGCUCCUAUUUACGCACCGGCACAUGAGCAUCUAGCCUCACUUGCUCAUGUUGAACAGCCAGCUCCACAAAUUGAACAGGUAGCGCCGCUAGUUGAAGACAUAGCUCCACAAAUUGAACAUGUAGCGCCACUAGUUGAACACAUAGCUCCACAAGUUGAACACGUAGCUCCACAAUUUGAACACCUAGCUCUAUUGUCACAUGAUAUGCUCAAUAUGGGCCCAAUUACUCCUACCGUGAACGUUGAGCACGAGACUCAAAUAGCUCAACUCAACCCGAUCGCUCAUGAAGCCUACGCACACGGACCGACGCUCACUCCCAUUAUGGAGAGUGCUCCGCUCUUCCCGCAACAAUAUCACAUGAUUCACUCUCUUCCUUAUCAUGUGCAUCUAUCACAACCUACUCCUUGGGUUACGUUAUCCGGUACCUCGUACGGUUACAAAGGCAACGUGCUACGUAGCUGGAAUGCGGGGCCCAUCUCCCUUGAUGGUAAAACGUUGACCAUCAGAACUAAACACUAA
Molecule: messenger RNA, 900 nt
Organism: Parnassius apollo (apollo)
Lineage: Eukaryota; Metazoa; Arthropoda; Insecta; Lepidoptera; Papilionidae
Source: the annotation of a GenBank genome assembly